AGUUGCACUCAUCACUUUCUCUGAGCUUCCAGGCGCGUCAGGGUUUCGGGUUACCUGGCGGUGAACACCUGACUGCCACGGCGGCAGCCCGGCCGGCACGGUUGUUGUUCCGCGGGCCUACAAACGUCUCAGGGCUCUCAACGUUAUCGGGGAUGAUGUUUUUCUGUUUGCACUGUGACAGAUACCCUUUCCAUCUGAUGAAUCGAUGAUGCGUAAACCAGGAGAUGUGUGCAGAGGAGUGUGUAUCCUAGCAACAAGAUGUUGGGUUCUGCUGGCGCGCGGGCGAUCAGACCUGGUCCCGUGUUUUUCUUUGACCAGCCAACAAGGCGAAAUCGGAUUGAAGGCAACAUUUUAAAUUUCAUGAUAAGAAGUGCGGGACCACAGCCGGAAGACGCACCGCUAAGGUGUCAGCAAGAGGGGGACCCAAAAGGUGAAAGUAACAAUUUAAGCAGCCAGAACCCCUCAGGUAAAGCCUGUGAGGAUGAAGAACGUGAUCCUUCAUCAUCAUCUGUCAGCGCCGCGCCAAGGGAUCCGAUGGACGCCUACAGGCGAGCAGCCCCUCAUUUAUUAAACGACUUGGCUCGUCUCCUUUCACAGCAUAAGUGGUCGGAGGAAGGCCGCAUCCCCCGCGGCGUUGUCAAUAUCCUGAAUUACUCCUGGCACGAUCUGACUGCAGGGGCGGCGUUCCGCUUGAGGAGGCCAGCGGCGAUGACAGAGAACCGGAGGAGGGCCAAAGAAUCCCCGAAGGCGCAGAAAACACCCCCGGGGGUGUCUGACGGCGCCGGGGAGGAAACAGGAGAGAGGAACUCUGGCGCGGCGAGAAAUGCUGGUUCAUUUCUCACAAAAGAUACAGCAAAUCAGAGUGAAAGAAAGGAAAAACGAAGCUCAAAAGGAGCCAUCAGGAUCUCCGUCUCAGUCUGGAGCUGUGAGGACGCAGGUGGGGUCGCUCAGCCAGAGCAGCACUGCUGUGACGAGCCUGAGAGCGCGAGAGUGAGCCGGUGGGUGGUGGAGAGACUGAGGGCGGCCCAGAACCCAGAGUGGGUUUUUACUCUCUUCUUCUGCAGCUUCAAUAACUGUGUGGCCAGAGAGGGGCUACUGUACUUUAUCUUACAAACAGAAGCUAAAGGGAAUAGCUGUACUUUGUCACUUUACAUUUAGGGUUUUAUGUGAAAGACCAACGUAAAGUGCUGCAGAAUUUUAAAAUUGUGCAGCACUUGGGUAUGAAUAUUUUUACCAAGGCACUGUAGCUAAAACAUGAUUACGGCCCUAAUGUGUAGACAUCUGCCUCCACCUGAGCAAGAUCCGAGUACAGCUCCUAUUCUCCGUCAUUAUGGUGAUGGAGGAGGUGAGCUCACUAAUGACAGAAGAAGAAGGACGGCGGUUGCCCCUCUGGUUGACGUUUUGCCCCAGACACCAGAAGUGAAGCUGCAGAGUCCGGUCCAGAGGAAGCUGCACUACCGGAUAAACGAUGGCUCCUCGUUUAUUUACUACCCGUCCGGCUGCAUGGCGGUGUGCCAGAGUCGCUCCGGUCUGCCUCACGGAGGUUUCUACACCAACGUGUUCAGCGACGGCCAGCGUCCUGCCGUUCUUCUGACCAUCACGGCGUUUGGACACGGCGCAGUCACAGACACUGUCAGCUCCACCGUCUCGGCCGUGUGGGAUCAGGACGGAGGAUUCAGGUUCGACAAUUACGGAAACACAACGGAGGAGUGGAGCUGGCCAACAUAUCGCCCACUGAGGAGAAAUAUUACGAUGCAGGUCUCAGAGGAGAUCUCAGUGAAGCUGCUCAGUGGGAAGUCUGGCCUGCUCAGCUUCAGAUGCGAAGAGGAGAGCGUUCGCCUUCCUCUUCGUUUUGCCACUAAUGAAAGCCAGAUGAAGAAAGUGCCUUGUUUGCAGACGGAGAACAAAUUCAGCUCAGGUGCUGCUCAGGAUCUUCGUCUGCCAAAGAAGCAAAAAAGUCCCGCUGGCGUCUCAGAGAACAAAAUGAGCCUGAGGAGAACACCUGUGGUCAGAGAGGAGGAGCAGCAGGUGAAGCCGUCUGCUCUGUGGAGACGACGAAGAAACGCCAUGCGGGAGCUGCAGAGGCUUCAGCAGAGAGUACGGGAUGCUGCGGAGGGCUGGCUGGAUUACUAUCGCGUUGCUGUCGGUAUCAAGUGUCCCGACGCGGAGCGACUGCCAGGGGCCCCGCCGCGGGCCCGGCCGAGACGAGCGCCGCAGUCCGCUGCUCUACCCUCCCCGAAUUCACCUGAACGCGCAGCGGCUGCGCUGCGGCAUGCCGGGAGAGGCAGGAGGGAUGAGCUCGGAGAGAGUCACGGAGGACGCCACUCGGCAUCAGCAGAGGAACGUCAGGACCGCCUUGUCCAGAUGCAGAGGAGACCUAUGGAAAGCAGAAAGGAGACUCCAGUCACACAGAUUGGACCCCUUCGAAUCCAUGGCAACAUCGAACCAGGGCAAGACCCUCUUUACAUAAACUGUUAAAAAAAAGACAAUUAUUUUUCAUGUUUGGUGUUAAAUCAGACACAAGUUUCCUGUUUUAGGUCAGGUAGGAUUAACGGAAAUAUCUCCACAUGCUCCAUCUUAGAAGAAUCAGAGAGACAUUUCACUGAGAUAUGAGCUUGUUUUAGGUCAAUUGUUCUUUAAUACUGAUGAAAAAGUA
Messenger RNA from Poecilia latipinna (sailfin molly), 2656 nucleotides. RefSeq lists its product as uncharacterized. The transcript has 13 exons. Bases 1255 to 2478 code for a protein of 407 amino acids. The record is from RefSeq and is a predicted model, not a curated record. Lineage: Eukaryota; Metazoa; Chordata; Actinopteri; Cyprinodontiformes; Poeciliidae.